AUGACGCAUGUGCAAAGCAUCAUAAUCCGAUACCUAGGCAUCUCGGAGGCUGAUUUGUUUCCUACUCGAAUAGAUAAAACAAAUCAAUUGAAUUUUACACUAGACGCCGAUUUUUAUGAUACGACUAGAGUGGAUUACAAAUCUGACCGUAGUGGUCCAGCACGAUCAAAAAACCUCUGGCCAACUGACCUAGGAAGUAAUGUCCAUAGACUCCUUCUAUCAGAAUCUCCUUUCUAUUACUCAGAUUCUGUUGGUGUUCCAGAUGGUAUCAUUGCUGAAUUGACCACUGGUAAGGAUAGGAUCAUUGGUGAUGAAUGGACCAUUGGUACACUUCCGACGAUGAUGAGCGCACUACAGCUAUGGCAUCACAGCUCGAUUGCACAAGUAGAAACUGUUGACGAAAAGAUUGAUCAGCGCGAGACCUUCCUGGCUACCGGAGCGCAGUGGACACUCCAGACUUCGCAGCCUGUAGUGAUGUCCGCCUGUUCUCCUGUUUUCUACAAUACUGAAAACAUCUCUUACCCUCACGUCGACGGUUCAACAAGCAUCCUCCAUAAUGCAGCUGAACUUUACGAUACGAUGUUAAAGAUGAACGCAAACCGUACAUACUUUAUGUCGUGGAUUCAAUUGCCUCAGGAUCCUACUUCCUUGCUUGCCUUAUUCAUGGACAUCGACGACCGAAUCGGGGUCUAUAACGGCAGUGAUGGCAGUUAUUCGGCACCAAUAACUAGUUUUACCAUUUGUACAGUAUCUUCGUUCUGGUGGGAUACAUCAACUACUUUGUCUCUUACCAGCACGGAUAACUUAAUACAAACGGAAUGGCCUGGGAGCAGAGAAGACAUCGUCCAGGAUAAGUCGAGACCGAUUAUCAUCGAUCCCGAAGCCAUUCCCAAGCUACAUAUCUCACCUAAUCAGUCACAUCCAAAUCCCUCGCAUAAUUUGGCAGUAACUAUCGUGGCGGGAUUCGCGGUUGCGCUGUCUUGGGUUCCUGGCCAGUAUAUAUAUUCAGCCAACAGGCGUAUUCCUCUAGACACGAUUGAGGGACUGGACUUCUCUAGUAUAAUAGAUCCGACGUCCAAUACACCAUUCCGAAUCGUGAAAACAAUCACGGGCUACGGCUAUGGUAGUACAGAUACUUCUACCUUACUUUCGCUAGCAGUCAUUAUCACUUACUGCUUUAUCACGGUCGCAUAUAUCACUUAUACCAUUGUCACGGGCCACACGUCUGUAGCCUGGAACUCGGCAACUGAGCUGAUCCUGCUGGCUCUUCAAUCUAAAGAGCCAGACGAUCUGGGCCAUGUAUCUGUUGGUGUCGACUCCACGGAGACGCUUCGCAGGAGCGUGGGAAUCAGGGUAAACACUGUGACCAUUCCAGACACAGGGGAGCGUAUGCAGAAACUGGAAUUAGUCUUCGAGCAUGAUGUCCAAGACAAGGAGAGGAUUUUGAAGAAAGUUGAACGGAAUCAGGCGUACUAG
This is a messenger RNA of Alternaria arborescens, 1476 nucleotides long. RefSeq lists its product as hypothetical. NCBI's taxonomy places the organism in Eukaryota, Fungi, Ascomycota, Dothideomycetes, Pleosporales, Pleosporaceae. The coding region runs from base 1 to 1476 and encodes 491 amino acids. The transcript is spliced from 2 exons. The record is from RefSeq and is a predicted model, not a curated record.